AUGCCAAACCUCCCAGGUUCCUCUAAGCCGCCCUCCGCAUCGAGCUCGAAACCCUCGUCCAUUAAGUCACAGGAUGGCGUCAAGAAAUCUCCCGGUUUGACACCGCAAAACGGCACUGGCCCUAAUGGCACUCCUAGCGACACUCAUUUGAAGCCCCCGGACAAGUCAUCAGUCAAGAAUCGUCUCACCCGCAUGUUCUCGUCCAAGGACCCUUCUCGAGUUCCAACCCCCGCCCCCUCCUCGGUCGAUCUUCCUAACCGUCCGCGGGCUUCAUCAACGAAUGGCACCUCAACCCCCGCUGGAAAGACCUCGUCCGCCGAGAAGGGUGCUGAGAAGUCUACGACCAAGUCAACCGAAAAGCCGACGUCGACACCAAAAACAACCAAGCCCUCAAGUAGCAAGGAACAACUUCAACGAUUCGUUCUCGACACCGAGUUCCAAGGAGGGCAUGAGCAUCACCUCAGGUCUAGUAGACGCCAGGAGAAGUUGACAGACAUGUGGAGAACGUUUCUUCGCAAAAAGCAAGACGCUCCCGAUCACGACCUUUCCCUCGUCUCAAAUUGGGUGGACACUCUACAACAGGAGAAAGAAGAGGCCGGUGACAAAAAGGGCGGGCCCAACGCAACAACAACCCUGGUUGAAAAGUACGGAAAAUGUCAAGAGGUUGUCGGACGUGGGGCUUUCGGCAUUGUUCGGAUUUCCCACAAGAAGGUCGGUGGCAGUGGCGAGAAGCUCUUUGCUGUCAAGGAAUUUCGACGGAGACCCGAAGAAACCGAAAAGAAGUAUAGCAAGCGACUGACGGCCGAGUUCUGCAUCUCAUCAUCGCUCCGCCACCCCAACGUUAUUCACACCCUGGAUCUCCUCAAGGAUGCCAAGGGAGAUUACUGCGAAGUCAUGGAGUUCUGUGCCGGAGGUGACCUGUACACCCUUGUCCUAUCGAGUGGCAAGCUCGAGGUGCAAGAGGCCGACUGCUUUUUCAAGCAAAUGAUGCGAGGUGUUGAAUACCUGCACGAGAUGGGUGUAGCGCACCGUGACCUCAAGCCAGAAAACCUCCUCCUGACGACGCGUGGUGCUCUCAAGAUUACUGAUUUCGGUAACGGAGAAUGCUUCCGCAUGGCGUGGGAGACGGAUGCGCACAUGGUUUCUGGCCUUUGCGGCUCGGCUCCUUAUAUUGCCCCCGAAGAGUACACAGACAAGGAGUUUGAUGCCCGAGCAGUUGACGUGUGGGCUUGCGGUGUUAUUUACAUGGCAAUGCGCACUGGUCGUCACCUCUGGCGACUUGCCAAGAAGGAUGACGACGAAUUCUAUGCCCGCUAUCUUGAAGGUCGCCGAGAUGAAGAGGGUUACGGCCCUAUCGAGUCCCUUCAUCGGGCUCGUUGUCGUAAUGUCAUCUACUCGGUUCUUGACCCCCACCCGACUCGCCGCUUGACAGCCGCCCAGGUCCUUAAGUCAGAAUGGGUUCGCGAGAUCAAGCUCUGCAAGGCUGGCGAGGAGGGUCUGUAAGGGGAUAGUUUGUGUUGAUGAUCCUAGAGCUAAAGCCACGACACAAUAGCUUGGCCAAGGGGUUUAUCAACACACGUGCCUUUUGUUAUUCAAGAGAGCACCCAGAUGGAAUACCAAUCUCUCACGAGGCGGAAUGGGUAGGCUGUGACGUCCACUGGCGUCACCUCCCGGCUGACGAUUCGAUGACCUAUCGUUUGGAUUAUUUCCUAUGUCAUUUGAUACUGAGCACUGGUGUUGGGCGCAUGUGUAAACAGACAUGAAGUCUUUUGUUUUUGGAGCGUAUCAUGCGUGGGCAGAUGGGAUGGGAUGGGACGGGACGGGAUUUUUCUUACUCUCUCUUUCCCCUAUUCAAAGGAUGGAGAAGGGCGGCAGGAAUUGGUUACCUAUGCCCUGGAAUCGGGCCGGCGAUAUAGGGAGGUUCACGAUGUUGACAGACAUACAUUUUUUCAUUUUCCAAAGCGAGGCAGAACAGGACAGAACACACACACAAUGGACAUGAUGAAGGGCUUUGCUGCAGAUUCUGGGAGGAGCCCCAAACAAGGAUGGAAGCUAUGAAUCGAUCGAGGAAUUGAUCAAGCGUGG
Molecule: messenger RNA, 2085 nt
Organism: Fusarium vanettenii 77-13-4
Lineage: Eukaryota; Fungi; Ascomycota; Sordariomycetes; Hypocreales; Nectriaceae
Exons: 2
Coding region: 1-1503 (500 amino acids)
Biological process (GO): intracellular monoatomic cation homeostasis; protein phosphorylation; intracellular signal transduction
Molecular function (GO): protein serine/threonine kinase activity; ATP binding
Source: RefSeq, a predicted model, not a curated record